AUGGAACAUGACAUAGUAUCAAUUGAGAGGCUACGAAAAGAGCUACACGACUACAUCAAUGGCGUUUCGCGGGAACAAUUUGUUCGACAAAAAGAAACUCUUCCAACACCUGCUGAACUUUUCAAAAUGCGAUGUGAUGAUGUGGGUGUCAUUCCCAGUAUCACGCAGAACGAAUACGCAAUGGACAUUGAGCUGCCUCAAUGGAUACAUGAACACGAAGCUAUGCAGGAAGUGAUCAAAGAGGUCACCCGUCUUACUAUUUUGAUCAAUGACAUCCUCUCUUUGCAAAAAGAAUUCCGGGUCGGCCAACUUGAGAAUAUGGUAAUACUUUACAUGUACCAUGAAGGCCUCACCCUUGAGGAAGCCCUUGAUGUAAUGCUUGAACUAAUUCGCAAGCACUACGAUCUCUGUACGGCUGCAGAGCAACAUAUACCCAAAACAGGGGAUGCAAAACUUGAUGCUGAUGUGCAAACCUAUGUUGUCGGUUGUCGUGAUUUGGCAAUUGGUACAGCUUAUUGGAGGCAAGUCAUAAUAUACUGUCUGUGA
Messenger RNA from Talaromyces stipitatus ATCC 10500, 546 nucleotides. RefSeq lists its product as uncharacterized. Bases 1 to 546 code for a protein of 181 amino acids. The record is from RefSeq and is a predicted model, not a curated record. The transcript is spliced from 4 exons. Lineage: Eukaryota; Fungi; Ascomycota; Eurotiomycetes; Eurotiales; Trichocomaceae.